Olea europaea var. sylvestris is the source of this 924-nucleotide messenger RNA. RefSeq lists its product as uncharacterized. The coding region runs from base 1 to 924 and encodes 307 amino acids. Lineage: Eukaryota; Viridiplantae; Streptophyta; Magnoliopsida; Lamiales; Oleaceae. The transcript is spliced from 2 exons. The record is from RefSeq and is a predicted model, not a curated record.
AUGGAUGUCAAGUCAGAUUUUCUCAAUGGCUAUCUUGAAGAGGAGGUCUAUGUGCAACAACCCCCCGGCUUUGAGAAUGGCUUUACCAAGUGUCCUUAUGAGCAUGUUCUCUACAUUAAGGUGAAUGCCAAUGAAGUUCUGAUUGUUUGUCUGUAUGUCGAUGAUCUAAUUUUUACAAGCAACAAUCCAAAGACGUUUGAAGAAUUCAAGAGAAAAAUGUGCUGUGAAUUUGAGAUGACAGAUUUAGGACUUAUGUCCUAUUAUCUUGGGAUAGAAGUGAAGCAGACGGAGGAAGGCAUUUUCAUCGUACAAGAAAAUUGUGCAAAAGAAGUUCUACAGAAAUUCAACAUGAGUAAUUGUAAUCCAGUUAACACUCCAGUAGAAUGCAACAUCAAACUUUCUAGAUAUGAUGAUGGUGCAAAGGUGGAUCCAACCUUGUUCCGAAGCUUAGUUGGAAGCCUGAGAUAUUUAACUUGUACAAGGUCGGAUAUAUUAUUUGGAGUAGGACUGGUUAGUCGUUAUAUGGAAGCUCCAGGGACAACACAUUUGAAAGCUGCGAAGAGAAUUUUACUUUUCAUCAAAAGUACUCUUGAUUUCGGAUUACAUUAUUAUGCCUCUAAUGUUUUCAGAUUUAGAGGUUUCAUUGAUAGUGAUUGGCGUGACGACACUGAUGAUCGAAAGAGUACCAGUGGAUUUGUAUUUUACAUGGGUAACACGGCUUUUACUUGGAGCUCAAAGAAGCAACCAAUUGUUAUUCUGUCAACUUGUGAAGCUAACUAUGUUGCUGUCAGUUCUUGUUUUACACAAGCAGUUUGGCUAAGGUAUUUGCUGAGUGAGCUUCAUUUUGCACAAAAAGAGCCUACUGAAAUAAACGUGGAUGACAAAUCAGCCAUUGCUUUUAGCAAAGAAUCCGUUGUUUCAUGA